Messenger RNA from Hippocampus comes (tiger tail seahorse), 924 nucleotides. RefSeq names its product vascular endothelial growth factor receptor 3-like. Gene Ontology annotation, cellular component: signaling receptor complex; plasma membrane. Lineage: Eukaryota; Metazoa; Chordata; Actinopteri; Syngnathiformes; Syngnathidae. The transcript is spliced from 6 exons. Gene Ontology annotation, molecular function: transmembrane receptor protein tyrosine kinase activity; growth factor binding; ATP binding. Bases 63 to 704 code for a protein of 213 amino acids. The record is from RefSeq and is a predicted model, not a curated record. Gene Ontology annotation, biological process: cell surface receptor protein tyrosine kinase signaling pathway; protein phosphorylation; multicellular organism development.
UAAAGAUGUGUUGUUUUUUUUUUUGCAUAAUUGGCUGUUAGGCUCGCCUGCCUCUGAAGUGGAUGUCUCCGGAGUCCAUCUUUGACAAGGUGUUCACCACUCAGAGUGACGUCUGGGCCUUUGGCGUCCUGCUUUGGGAGAUCUUCUCUUUGGGGGCGUCACCAUACCCUGGCCUGCACAUCGACGAAGAGUUCUGCCGCAGGCUGAAGGCGGGUACCAGGAUGAGGGCGCCAGAGUACAGCACGGCCGACAUUUACAGCACCAUGCUGGCCUGCUGGAAGGCUGAGCCCACCGAGAGACCCUCCUUCUCCGACCUGGCGGACACCCUCGGAGACCUGCUCGAGUCCAUGGCGCAACGGGAUGGGAAGGAUUAUAUUCCUCUGGGAUCUCACGUGGAAUCUUGGAAGAGCAGCAAGACCUUCCGAGAAAAAACCCUUGCCGUCACCAACUUAAGUUACAUGCACGCCGUGGUGGGCACUCUGGACAUGUUUGAAGAAAUGCCCUGCGAGGAUGCGUCUCACGGAUCUGAGGAGGGCGACAGCGGCAUGGUCCUACCUUCAGAGGAGCUGCAGCGUCUAUCGUGGAGGCACGACAUGAAGGAAGGCUCACGUCUCCAUAGCAACGGGCCUUCCGAGUGGGAUUCGGACCAGGGCGGCUGCUCUGCUCCCGACUCCAACUGGACCUUCUUUUACCCCUCCCUCUAGCACCCCCCACCCUCACCCUCCUCCAUUACUUUGUAUUUAGCUUAGCAUAACAAUUAAGAGUUGAUAGUUGUAUUGGUACCUCAUCUGUGUUAAAAGGAAGGACAGCCUCCUUUUCACACUGACAUUAUAUGCUGGAUAUGUUUACGCUUAAUUUGAUGCUAGAAUUGAAUAGGAAUGAUUUUAGUAACACUAAUAUACGAAUAAAAUAUUUUGAAAUGGC